AUGUAUAGCUUUCCACGACGAUUGGCGAUCGAUAUAUCCGUUUCAGAGUUGUCAUUGGGCCGCUGCGCAGACCAGAAUGUGUGCUGCUGGGACGCCUUGCGGCCGGUUUCAGGCGCGGUGCGCCAAUCGUCGGCGGGCGUCCUUGUGGUUCGCAGCGAGGCAGACAUUGCUCACUUUGAGUAUCAUGACUCUUGGAAGGAGCAAAAUGGAGAGUUGGCAAGCGGCCUGGCCGUCGUGAUACUGCCCGAGUGCUAG
Molecule: messenger RNA, 255 nt
Organism: Akanthomyces muscarius
Lineage: Eukaryota; Fungi; Ascomycota; Sordariomycetes; Hypocreales; Cordycipitaceae
Exons: 3
Coding region: 1-255 (84 amino acids)
Source: RefSeq, a predicted model, not a curated record